Messenger RNA from Ailuropoda melanoleuca (giant panda), 1744 nucleotides. RefSeq names its product engrailed homeobox 1 (gene EN1). The record is from RefSeq and is a predicted model, not a curated record. Lineage: Eukaryota; Metazoa; Chordata; Mammalia; Carnivora; Ursidae. The annotation marks the transcript as partial. Gene Ontology annotation, cellular component: nucleus. The transcript has 2 exons. Gene Ontology annotation, molecular function: RNA polymerase II cis-regulatory region sequence-specific DNA binding; DNA-binding transcription factor activity, RNA polymerase II-specific. Gene Ontology annotation, biological process: multicellular organism development; neuron differentiation; regulation of transcription by RNA polymerase II.
UGCCUGCCGCCCCUGGCCCACCACCCGCACCUCCCCCCGCCACCCCCGCCCCCGCCGCCGCCGCCGCCGCAGCAUCUCGCGGCGCCUGCUCACCAGCCGCAGCCCGCGGCCCAGCUGCACCGCACCACCAACUUUUUCAUCGACAACAUCCUGAGGCCGGACUUCGGCUGCAAAAAGGAGCAGCCGCCGCCGCAGCUCCUGGUGGCGGCGGCGGCCGGAGGAGGCGCAGGAGGAGGCCGGGUCGAGCGUGACAGAGGCCAGACCGGCGCAGGUAGAGACCCUGUCCACCCGCUGGGCACGCGGGCGCCGGGCGCCUCCUCGCUCCUGUGCUCCCCGGACGUGAACUGUGGCCCACCCGACGGCUCUCCGCCAGCCGCGGGCGGCGGUGCCGGUGCGUCUAAAGCCGGGAACCCCGCGGCCGCGGCGGCCGUGGCAGCGGCGGCGGCGGCGGCUGCCAAGCCUUCGGACAGCGGCGGCGGCAGCGGAGGCGGCGUGGGGAGCCCUAGUGCGCAGGGUGCCAAGUACCCGGAGCACGGCAACCCCGCCAUCCUGCUUAUGGGCUCAGCCAACGGCGGGCCCGUGGUCAAAACUGACUCGCAGCAGCCCCUCGUAUGGCCCGCCUGGGUGUACUGCACGCGCUACUCGGAUCGUCCGUCCUCUGGUCCGCGCACCAGGAAGCUGAAGAAGAAGAAGAACGAGAAGGAGGACAAGCGGCCGCGGACGGCGUUCACGGCCGAGCAGCUGCAGAGACUCAAGGCGGAGUUCCAGGCGAACCGCUACAUCACGGAGCAGCGGCGGCAGACCCUGGCCCAGGAGCUCAGCCUCAACGAGUCCCAGAUCAAGAUCUGGUUCCAAAACAAGCGCGCCAAGAUCAAGAAAGCCACGGGCAUCAAGAACGGCCUGGCGCUGCACCUCAUGGCGCAGGGACUGUACAACCACUCCACCACCACGGUCCAGGACAAAGACGAGAGCGAGUAGCCGCCCGCCGGCUGGGGCCGCGCGGUCCGUACGCCGCGCCCGCGCCCCCUCCUGGCAUCGCCACCGCCGCUGCCGCCUGGCCGGCCCCACGCCAGGGGAGAAAGAAUCCGCGCACAGGAGGGAGGGAGCAACAGGGAAGAGAGAGAGAUUCUCAGAAUGGAGAGUCACGUUUGAACGAAACAUUUUUAAAAAGGGAGAAAGACUUGGACAGGUGCUAUCGAAAAAUAAGAUCUAUUCUCUAUUCACAGUAUAAGGGGCGAAACUGCGAACUCCUUAAAGCUCUAUCUAGCCAAACCGCUUACGACCUUGUAUAUAUUUAAUUUCAGGUAAGGAAAAGAAAUAUGUGUAGCGAUCUCUAUUUGCUGGACUUUUUAUUAAUCUCCUUUAUUAUUAUUGUUAUAAUUAUUAUAAUUAUUAUAAUUAUUUUAUCCCCCACCUCCGCCUCGCUGCCCCCGGCCCAGUUUCGUUUUCGUUGCCUUUUUUUUUUGAAUGUUGUUGCUUCUCCGGUGCCUCCCGCCCCGCAUCGCUGGCCCUCGUUUCUCUGGGACUUUUCUUUGUAUGCGUGAGAGUGUGUUUCCUCGCGUGUCUGCCCUUCGCCUCUCCCCCACCUCCCAGGCCCCUUCUGUCGGUCUGUCUGUCCUGCUCCCCUUUCGUUUUCCGGAGACUUGUUGAGAAAUACGACCCCACAGACUGCGAGACUGAACCGCCGCUACAAGCCAAAGAUUUUAUUAUGUUCAGAAACCUGUAGUCUGAAAUAAAGUGUACA